GAGGAACCAUAGUACCAAAAAAAAAAAAGAAGAGAAAGAGAAUGGGUAACAACAUAGGAGGAAGUACGAAGAAGACAAAGGUGAUGAAGAUUAACGGCGAAAUCCUUAAACUGAAGACACCAAUAACAACGUUAGAGGUAGUUAAAGACUACCCAGGUCAUGUUUUAUUGGAAUCAGAAGCAGUGAAGAAAUUUGGGAUUAGAGCUAAGCCAUUAGAGGCAGAACAAGAGCUGAAGCCGAACAAAAUAUAUUUUCUUGUAGAAUUGCCUCUGUUUCCUAAAGAAGAAAUUACUAAGGUUACAAGAAGGGUGAAAUCUGAUGUUCAUAUGAACGCACAAGAUCGGCUGGAGUGCCUUAUGUUAAGCCGGAGAUCGGCUUCGGAUUUAUCGAUUUCGAAGCCGAGUAAUGGAGCUGUUGUUCAGCUGAAGAUGAAGCUGCCCAGAAGUGUAGUACAAAAGUUGAUUGAAGAAAGCAGAGAUGAAACAGAGGUUGCUGAGAAAAUUAUGGAUCUUUGUAUGCACAAUUCCUAAAACUUACGUACUAGUUUUUUUUUUUGCAUCUUUUUUGUUUGGUCGUCAAUUACUAUAAACAAUAGGCUCAAAAUCUAAUUUCAAGAAUUGCAUAUAGUUUUACAGAAACUUGUGCUUGUUUGCUGUUUAUUUGCUGUUAGUAUUGAUCUUCUUUGU
Solanum stenotomum is the source of this 686-nucleotide messenger RNA. RefSeq lists its product as uncharacterized. NCBI's taxonomy places the organism in Eukaryota, Viridiplantae, Streptophyta, Magnoliopsida, Solanales, Solanaceae. Bases 42 to 530 code for a protein of 162 amino acids. The transcript has a single exon. The record is from RefSeq and is a predicted model, not a curated record.